AUGUCCAGACGACGUGGCCGGCGAAGGUUCCGGCGGUCUCGGGCUCGAGCCGCUACUUUCCCCACGUUCCCGGCCUCUGCUGUCCCCGCUGAUCCACAGUACGGACGGCGGCGGCUGCUGACUGCCGUGCCCGCUGAGCCACAGUACGGACGGCGGCGGCUGCUGACAGUAGCUGUGAUCUCGGUGUUGGUCCUGGUGGCUGUGACGACGGUAGUCGCUCUGACUAUCACUGUGCAGUCCUGGCCAGACACCCCUGGAGAUGAGACUCCGGUCAAACUCCCCCCGUACCGAGCCUGGGGAUAUCGCCGAGCGGGAGUCGAUUCCACCGAUCCCGGCAAGACCACAGAGCACGUUCCCGACGACGUGAUCACAACUGAUUCUCCUCCAACCAACGGUCCCACGACUCCUUCCACAGACCAGGUGAAGACCGUCCCAGACCAGACUGACACGCCCGGAUUUGACGACUGGGAUUUCCUGAGUGGAGAGAAGCACUAUGAUGGCAACAUCCCGGUGAGACGCCGCAUUGAGGAAAACGGGCUUGAUCCUUCCGAGGACGUGGAACCACCAGAUGAGACCCCGGCGACUGAGUCUACCGAACCGAAGCUGAAACCGGACGCUUCUGUGGAAACCCAAGCGAAGGGCGACCUGAGAAACACGACGAAUAUGACUGCGGUGGACAAUGUGCUCAUCCUGAGUACUACAGAACUAAACCUGUACCUCAGCUCCGUCAUGAACACAAACAUGACAAGUCGGGAGAGGAGGCACCGCGUGAUCAGGCGGAUCAAACGCGUCCAGACCGUGGCGCUAGUGGUGGUGGGACUGUUAGUGGCCGGCUCGCUGGCACACAACCUCAUGGCACAGAUCACGUAGAGAGAACAGUUCCACAGGAACGUUUGUUGACUGUUAUGUCGACAUGUUCCUGAUGAAGUUAGACUUCGCAGACCAACGAUUCUCUGUUCCUUUUAACAUUACCCAUGCCAACAUGACCUGUGUGUGAAAGGUGUUCAGCACCAAGGACAGGUGUUUAAGUGUGUAGUUUCAUAU
Messenger RNA from Branchiostoma belcheri (Belcher's lancelet), 1044 nucleotides. RefSeq lists its product as uncharacterized. Lineage: Eukaryota; Metazoa; Chordata; Leptocardii; Amphioxiformes; Branchiostomatidae. The record is from RefSeq and is a predicted model, not a curated record. The coding region runs from base 1 to 870 and encodes 289 amino acids. The transcript has 2 exons.